AUGCAUCGCGCGCGUCAUCGACUCCGUAAUAAUACUCUGCACACUCGCUGUAUUUUUGUUAGCCGUACUGUUAUCGUGCCGCCGCCCUCUCUCGCUCGACAAUCUAAUCGACACCGUUUCUGGACUCGCGCUUGCUCAUUGCACCAGCUGAAGCGUCCCAUCCGCUGUCCGCGCCUCGCUCCCCCUCGCUCCCCCUCUCUCCCGCCCGUACGGACAGCGCUGCCUCCCGCUGGCAACCUACAUAUUGCUUCUCGCUGUCGGCCUGCUGCCUUUACCAUUCUGCGUAUCAUCUAUUUUUCCACGGCUGCGAACCUAAACAAGCCCUCGAGACAUUUUCUUGUGUCACAGCCCCAUGACGCGCCUACACCAAACACACACACACACACACACACUGAUACCUACACGUGGUUAGAUCCGACAGUCUAA
This is a messenger RNA of Chondrus crispus (carragheen), 426 nucleotides long. RefSeq lists its product as hypothetical. Lineage: Eukaryota; Rhodophyta; Florideophyceae; Gigartinales; Gigartinaceae. The transcript has a single exon. Bases 1 to 426 code for a protein of 141 amino acids. The record is from RefSeq and is a predicted model, not a curated record.